CUGUGGCGGCGGGGUGGGGUGCGCGGGCGGGUCGGCAUGGAGCCCGCGGAAGGGCCUGGCGCAUUGGACUUCCAUGGCGACGAGGAGAUCAUCGAGGUGGUGGAGCUGGGCCCGCCCGGGCCGGAUGACCUGGCCGCAGAGAUGGAGGACGUGGACUUUGAGGACGAGGGAGCAGAAGAGCCCGACGGUGAGGCCUGGGAGACGGAGGAUGAUGAGGGGUUGGAGGACGGCAUGGAAGCACAGGAUGACAGUGAGGUCACGUUCUCGAUGCACUCAGCCUCAGUGUUCUGUGUGAGCCUCGACCCAAAGACCAACACACUGGCGGUGACGGGUGGGGAAGAUGAUAAAGCUUUCGUGUGGCGCCUGAGUGAUGGAGAGCUCCUGUUUGAGUGCACAGGACACAAGGACUCAGUCACCUGUGCUGGCUUCAGUCAUGACUCUGUGUUUGUGGCCACGGGUGACAUGUCUGGCCUUAUCAAAGUGUGGCGGGUGGACACCAAGGAAGAAGUGUGGUCCUUUGAAGUGGGGGACCUGGAGUGGAUGGAGUGGCACCCUCAGGCCCAUGUCCUUCUGGCAGGCACAGCUGAUGGCAAUUCCUGGAUGUGGAAGAUCCCCAGUGGAGACUGUAAAACCUUCCAGGGCCCUGCAUGCCCUGCCACGUGUGGCAAGAUCUUGCCUGACGGGAAACGAGCUGUAGUGGGAUACGAGGAUGGGACCAUGCGCAUCUGGGAUCUGAAGCAGGGAACCUCACUGCACGUCCUGAAAGGCCAGGAUGGCCACCAGGACCCCUUAACAUGUGUGGCCAGUAACCAGGAUGGCAGUUUGAUCCUGACAGGCUCAGUGGACUGCCACGCCAAGCUGGUCAAUUCUGCCACGGGCAAGGUGGUGUGCGUGUUCAAGAUGGAGAGCGUGGCUCCCAAGGCCACUGCAAGUGAAGGCGAGGAGGCAGAGUCCAAUUCAGUGGAAUCGCUGGGCUUCUGUAAUGUGAUGCCGCUGGCUGCAGUGGGCUACUUGGAUGGUACACUGGCUAUCUACGAUCUCUCCACACAGAGCUUGAGGCAUAAAUGCCAACACGAGUCAGGAAUUGUGCAGUUGCUGUGGGAGGAGAACUCUGCUGUGGUGUACACCUGCAGCCUGGAUGGGGCUGUGCGGCUCUGGGAUGCCCGCUCAGGGAAGAUGAUCAGCGAGUACCGAGGGCACUCUGCUGAAAUCCUCGACUUCACUGUCAACAAGGAUGCCUCCAUUGUGGUGACGACCUCCGGCGACCACCAAGCCAAAGUUUUCUGCGUGCAGCGCCCUGAUCGCUAGGGUCAGUGCUGAGGGUGGUGGCCUGGCUCUGCUAGGCAGCUCGUGUACAGCGGGACAGGGGAGAUGGGUUUCACCACCCUUCUCCAGUGCGUGCUUUGUAAUUUUUCAGCCUGCCCUACUUUGCCCUCACAAGUUGGGGGCUGAGUCUGGGGUUUUGUAUGAAAAUGUCUUAUAAUUAUAUAUAAAUUAUUUCACUUA
This is a messenger RNA of Lagopus leucura (white-tailed ptarmigan), 1506 nucleotides long. RefSeq names its product angio associated migratory cell protein (gene AAMP). Gene Ontology annotation, cellular component: cytosol. The record is from RefSeq and is a predicted model, not a curated record. NCBI's taxonomy places the organism in Eukaryota, Metazoa, Chordata, Aves, Galliformes, Phasianidae. Gene Ontology annotation, molecular function: protein binding. The transcript has 11 exons. Bases 37 to 1308 code for a protein of 423 amino acids.